Harmonia axyridis is the source of this 2149-nucleotide messenger RNA. RefSeq lists its product as uncharacterized. Lineage: Eukaryota; Metazoa; Arthropoda; Insecta; Coleoptera; Coccinellidae. The record is from RefSeq and is a predicted model, not a curated record. The transcript is spliced from 3 exons. Bases 139 to 1863 code for a protein of 574 amino acids.
UAAAACCAUAAAAAAUGUUAUUAUUGUUUGAAGUAAAUUGUCUAAUUUUUUGUAGGAUCUUAUAAAAUAAUUAAAAACCUGGAAAGAAUAUGUGAAGUUGUAGAAUAGUCCCCAUUAACCAAAUUUAGGAAUAGCAACAUGAAUCGGAAACUGUCUGAUGAGGCUUCUUCUAGUAGUCAAGAUAGCAAUGCAAAUUUAAAUAACGAUAUAAACAUGAGCAAAGGAGCAAUUCCCAAAACAAAAAAUUUUUUGAAGAAUUCCCAAAAUGGAAAGAAAAACGUUAAAUUAAACAACAAUAUUGAGAAUAUAACCUCUCCUAUUAAUGAUCCUUCAUGUAGUAACUUAUGUAAAAAUCGGUUUUCAAAGACUAUGGAAAAUACUUUAGUCAAUAAUAGUGUUGAUAUGGAAAGAAGGUUGAAGGAUUUCGAAAACACUGAACCCAGAGUUAAUUUACUAAACCAAGAAAACCUUAACAACGAAUCAGAUUCCAGUUCUAGUGAAGACAAUGACUUAUCAGUAUCAGAUGAUGGAUGUAUAUACACAUAUAAGGCUGACAGUGUCCCCGAUUUGCCUGAUUUAUUCAAUAACCUAGAAAUGCCAGUUAUUAGUAAUGAACCAAAUGAUCAAAGGGAAAAUACAUCUAGUCCAGAAAUGGAUUUUCUUGAAAUGGAUUUUGAACCAGAACCAUCUGUUGAUGCUGACACUGAGCCGCCAUUUUCUGCCCAGGCUGAGCAAUCAAACGAAAUUCACACAAAUCAAAACUUCAUAAUUGAUAAUCAAGAAGCAUGUAGUUCAAACGAUUUAGAAAAUUCAUUCUCAUCUAAAAAUCAAGAAUCUAUUGAAACAAGUGACGAAGUUACGCCUAAUGCAGAUAAAAAAAAGAAGCCUCAUUUAAAAAAAAUAAGGAAAGACAUUAAAAUGCCAUGGUCAUGUACACCUGAACAGAGAACUAGUGCCUCUAAGCAACUGAGGAUUAUCAAGACAGACACAACCUCUGCUGAGGAAUGGUCAGCUAACAUAAACGCUCCAGUUUCAAAAAUAGUAGUUGUUGAAGGUGAAAAAAUAAUGGUUUGGAAUGACGAUGAAGCUUAUGUCAAACAAAUAACACAAAUAGGGCCCUUAUCGUGCAGCGCAACUGCCAUAUUGAACGUACUGAUCGCUCUGCGUCUGCCGGUUCCUUCAUUAGAGGUCAUUUGCAACUGUGAAAAACCGGACAGCACCUCGGAACUUGUAAAAUAUUUAAGUUCCAGAAGCAGGGAAGGGUCUGGUCAUCGGGAGAUAAUCACCGGCCUAAACAAAGCGUCGAACGGUAGAAUCUACGCCAGAUUCUUCUCGAUGUAUCCGGAACGUUUUGUCAAUCUUUACGAAUGGUUGGGCUUCUGGAUCAAGCAAGGCGCCAUUCCAAUAGCCACUCUGAACAUACAGAAGAGCCAACCGCCCAUUCCGAACAGUUGGUAUCAUCAGAUGAUUUACGCAGUGGAUCCGCAUAAUACGUACCUGACAAAUCCAUUGGAGAGUGUGAAUUCUAGUGUUUUGUGGCAUCAGCUUGUGUCCGAGUCGGUGUUACUCAUAAGGAGAGAGAAGAUUAUAGAUAAGUUUGUGGCCGGUAACGAUUUGAGGAGUCUGCAAGAAUUCGGAGAUCCAAGUUAUGACGAGUUGAAUGUAUUAGGGCAAGUAGCAAAAGUGAUCAGAGAAGAUUCUAGAGCAAAGAGGGAGAAUUCACACAUCACAUCGCACAUAAAAAUCCCCACCGUUUUAAGGUCAGGUAUUACUUUGGCUAUCGAUAGAAAUUCAAGAGCAUAUCCCCUUUUAUUAGAAUGCCCUGAAUUGCCUUUACUGAAUCUCAACAAUUGUAAGCAGUAGUGUCGUUACGUUAAUUCCCACACAAACAUUUAUAUCAUAUCAAUUUAUAUUAUCUAUACCGCAUUCUGUGUACAUAAUGUAAAAUUUUUAUAAUGUGUUUACCUAUUUUUUAUUUUCAAAAAAUAUUAGCCUUAUGAACGAAAGUACCGUUCGAAUCAUUCGAAUUAUUUGUAAUCAUAUUAAAAAGUGAGCAUUUAUAGAAAUAUGCCUAUUAAAAUCAGCAUUAAUUCAAUUCGAAGGUGAUAUUGACUGAUGCGAAAAAGCUAAUAAAGUAUUUCUGAAAGAA